This is a messenger RNA of Zasmidium cellare ATCC 36951, 588 nucleotides long. RefSeq lists its product as uncharacterized. Lineage: Eukaryota; Fungi; Ascomycota; Dothideomycetes; Mycosphaerellales; Mycosphaerellaceae. The record is from RefSeq and is a predicted model, not a curated record. The coding region runs from base 1 to 588 and encodes 195 amino acids. The transcript has a single exon.
AUGGACUCCAUCACACGCCUCUCGCAAAAGAUCCUCGCCGAGCGAGCUCGCAAUGGAACACAGCCAAACCAGACGCCUUCGACCGCUCCACCUCCCUACAGCGAAUCAGACAUGGACUCCGACGACGAAGACUCCGACGAUGAGUCUUCCCCUCCUGUCAAGCUCAUCGUCAACGCCGCACACAGCAUCCAAGGAUCCGGGAACCUUGUCCCAACGUCCGCGACGCCGUUGGCGGAUGCGACCAAGUUCAGCACGUUGCUGCUACAUGCCGUCAAUCAGAUCAACGCGGUGAACAACAAGUCGUCGACAUCAGCUACACCUACAUGUCGACGUCCUCUCAAGGUCGACUUGACGAUCAACUGCGGCGUUACCGUUGUGGGUGAUAGGAAUGUCAUUGGGAAUGUGGGCUUGAAGCCCAAGGCACCGAACGGGGUUGUUGCACCUGCACUCCCUGCGACAGCGACGGCGGCCACGACAGCAUCUACUGCUGCUGUUGCGGGCGCGAAGAGAAAGUCAGAGGAGCCGGAUGCUGGAGAGGAGCCAGCGGCUAAGAAGGUCGCUACCACUGGCGACGGAGGCGGCAACUGA